CGCUGGAUCACGAGUUUUCAGUGGGUUCCCGGCAGCCAGCUGCAGGGGUGUGGCUCGCUGCGUCACUAGCUCGCGGCCUCCUCUUUCUCCCUGGCGGGGUGCGGAACUACAAGGAGCCCAGACUCCUGGAUUCCUGAGGAGUCCACCUUCACACGCAGCCCCUGGCCCAGGGAGUACCCCUCUCUUCUUCCAGUUGCCUCGGAUUCAACGCUUUGACCUUGGUCAGCUGCUGUGGUCAGUCUUUGCCACCUGUUGCUAGGUGCAUUUCUGAAAUGCCAUCCUGAGGGGCCCAGGACUAAUUGUGACCCACUUCAGUUUGUACUCGGAACGGUGGGAGAGGAGCUGCAGAAACGCACGUUUUUCUCAGUGAGGGAUUUGUUCUGGGGACUAGUCCUGCGUCACCAUGGUGCUCCAGGGUGGCCUAUUAACCCGCAGAGAGGAACCAGUACCCCUGAAGAGCAUCUCUGUUACCUUGUCCAUUCGUGAGUUUGUGGCUGGUGUGUCUGCUACCUUGAACUAUAAGAAUGAGGAGGAAGUUCCUUUGGAGACCUUCUUUGUGUUCCCCAUGGAUGAUGACUCAGCUGUCUACAGCUUUGAGGCCGAGAUGGAUGGGGAGAAAAUUAAAGCAGAAUUAAAGGAGAAGGCAAAGGCCCACAGCAUCUAUGAGAGUGCCAUCAGCAACCGCCGGCAAGCUUUCCUACUGGAGGAGGACAAGUACUCCAAGGACGUCUUCUGUUGCAGUGUGGGGAACCUGAACCCAGGGUCGAGUGUAGCGCUCACCCUGAAGUAUGUGCAGGAGCUCCCCUUGGAAGCAGAUGGAGCCCUGCGCUACGUGCUCCCAGCUGUCUUGAAUCCUCGAUACCGUGGCUCUGGAUCAUUUGAGGACAGUUGCCUUGAUAUGAAGACUCCUGUAGUUCCUUUGGAGGACUUGCCGUAUACACUCAGCAUGGUUGCCACCAUCAGUUCCCAGCAUGGCAUUGAGAGGGUCCAGUCCAACUGCCCCUUCAGUCCUACCAAGUACCUUGGAGAAGAUAAGACUUCUGCCCAGGUUUCCUUGGCUGAUGGACACAAAUUCGAUCGAGAUGUGGAACUCCUGAUUUACUACAGUGAGGUGCAUACCCCCACUGUAGCUGUGGAGAUGGGCCAACCUAGAGACAACUCAGAUGGUUUCAUGAAAGAUCCGUCUGCGAUGGUGUGUUUCUACCCAAAUAUCCCAGAAACUCAGUCACCAGUUAUCUCUGGAGAAUUCAUCUUCCUCAUGGACCGCUCAGGAAGUAUGCAGUCCCCCAUAAGUAAACAGGAUAACUCUCAGCUGCGCAUAGAGGCAGCCAAGGAAACACUGAUUUUGCUGCUGAAGAGUUUGCCUAUGGGCUGUUACUUCAAUAUCUAUGGAUUCGGAAGUUCCUAUGAGGCAUUCUUUCCGAAUAGUGUGAAAUACACUCAGCAGACCAUGGAGGAGGCACUGAGGAGAGUUAAACUUAUGCAGGCUAACCUGGGGGGCACAGAAAUCUUGACACCACUCCAAAUCAUUUACGGGCAACCUCCCGUUGAGGGCCACCCCCUUCAGCUUUUUGUCUUCACAGAUGGAGAAGUUGCUGACACGUUUAAUAUAAUUAAUGAAGUCAAGAGGAACAGGCUGAGGCACAGAUGUUUCUCCUUUGGAAUUGGAGAAGGAGCCUCUACCAGCCUAAUAAAAGGCAUUGCCCGAGUGGCAGGUGGCACUUCAGAAUUUAUCACAGGCAAGGACAGGAUGCAGUCCAAGGCUCUUAGGGCCCUGAAAUACGCUCUACAGCCUGCAGUAGAGGAUGUUUCUGUGACCUGGGAAUUGCCUGCUAAAUUGUCUGCUAAAAUGCUUUCGCCAGAACAGACUGUCCUCUAUAAGGGCCAGAGGUUAAUUGUCUAUGCCCUUUUGAGCGGGACUAUGCCUCCAGCAGAGGCAACAGGAGAAGUCUACCUCAAGUAUACAUUCCAGGGCAAGAGUUUCGACAAUAGGGUGACAUUUUCUCUACAGCCCAAGCCUGAUGACAACUUCACCAUUCAUCGCCUUGCUGCCAAGUCCUUUCUCCACGCCAAGGACAUGGGCUUCAGGGAUACUCCAGCUAAUGAUAAAAAAGAUGUGCUGAAAAUCAGCAUUGAUUGUGGAGUCAUUAGCUCCCAGACAGCCUUCGUUGCCGUCAGUGAGAAUUCCAACAAGCCAGUUCAGGGGCCUCUGGUCUGUAGGGACAUUCCAAGGCCAGUUCUUUUGGGUGCAGCUUCAGUGAUGCCACAACACUGUCCACGUGCUCCUCCAAGUUUCAUGUGCCUCCGUAGUGUAUCUCCGGCCACACGGAGUAAUCAUUACAAGGGACUAGACAAAGCCCAUGCUUUUGAUCAUAGACUAAAGAAGAUGUGCAUGUCUCUCAAAGAGACCUCUCCUCAGAUGGAAGGGGCUUGUUGUGCCACCCAGAGUACCAACUUGGAAGCUCACUGUACAGUCUUUGGAGAAAAUCAUCUUGUGCAGCUGAUCUCCCUCCAGAAUGCAGAUGGUUCCUGGUGUCUGGAUGAAAAUCUGGCUGGGAUCCUAGGUAAAAGUUUGGAAGACUUACAGGCUGCAGUCCCUGUCAAGGAUGCCAGUUCCUUAAGCUGGGCCACAGUCCUGGCAGUGGUCUGGCUGCAUUCCAAUGCUAUACAAAUGAAGGGUGAGUGGGAACUUCUGGAAAAGAAGGCCAGAGACUGGAUUCACAUCCAUGCAGCCUCCAUCAUGCAAGAGCUUGUGAAAGCUGCUAUCGCUUUGAUCAAGUCAUCCGUGGACCCCGCCAUCUUUGCCAUCUGAGGAGACUGUCCAGAAAUACAAGUGCCUCUCUCAUGCUACUGCCCUUUCCUUCAUGCUCUCCUGUGUAUUUUUGUAUUUUACCCCUAUCCUGUCAGUUUCUGGCCAUAAAAGUGAAGGAUGCCCAUCCCACCUUUCCUCUCCAGGUUCCCUUUGGGUAGGGUGAUCUUCUUUCCCUGGCAUGUAUCGUCAGCCCAGCGUCAGUGGUCCUAGAACCUGUUCCCCUUCUUGGAGGGAUUUCAAGCAUUCAUCGGCAGUAACAUUCCUCCCGGGUUUCCCAGAGUGACCACAUGAAAAACAGGUGGGGUGGACGCCACACAAAGGGUACAGCCCUGAUAUUAGGGCUGCAGAAUAAGGGAAUGCUAUGCAUUAUAGUCAUCUGUGCCUUUUGAUCUUACAUACUUAUUCAGGACCAGACAGGAGAGCUAUCCAAUUUUCUAUUCUAAGAUAGGACUGAGAAUUGGAGGGGAGGUUGAAAGCCAACAUCGGGAUCAAUACAACCUCGAGAUUGAGAUCACAAAGCAAGAGAGACUAUGGGGAUCCACUGUGAGAAAUGGCACUGCUGAUGGCCUUCUUGGCUGAUUCUGUUGGAUUUUGCUGGCCAAUACAGUGCCUUCCCUCUCAUUUCCUAAGGGAAUGGAUUGAAUCACACCUGUUGGAGACAGAUGUUUUUCCUGAAAUGUAAGGAGAUGACAAUGAGAUCUUUAGUCCUGGCUUGAACCCUUGAGGCCUCUAUGUUAGGCUUUGAUCUGUAAUGAAGGAAAAAGUGUAUUUAAAGGCAGUUUUGCCUGAGACCUGAGCCUGGUUCACUGAGCUCAUGAGGAAGAAAGGAACUCCCCAUGAUUGUUUCUGACCUUUGUCCUACAUACUCUAUUCUAGUGGAAAUGACCUGUUUGGUGUGCUGUCACCCAAAAUACUAUUGUAUCAAUAUUAAAAUGAUUAUAUGAUUA
This is a messenger RNA of Enhydra lutris kenyoni (northern sea otter), 3759 nucleotides long. Its product is annotated as von Willebrand factor A domain containing 5A. Lineage: Eukaryota; Metazoa; Chordata; Mammalia; Carnivora; Mustelidae. The record is from RefSeq and is a predicted model, not a curated record. The transcript has 19 exons. Bases 404 to 2812 code for a protein of 802 amino acids.